This is a messenger RNA of Amaranthus tricolor (Joseph's coat), 2733 nucleotides long. Its product is annotated as polygalacturonate 4-alpha-galacturonosyltransferase. The coding region runs from base 270 to 2312 and encodes 680 amino acids. NCBI's taxonomy places the organism in Eukaryota, Viridiplantae, Streptophyta, Magnoliopsida, Caryophyllales, Amaranthaceae. Gene Ontology annotation, molecular function: polygalacturonate 4-alpha-galacturonosyltransferase activity. The transcript has 10 exons. The record is from RefSeq and is a predicted model, not a curated record.
UCCUCGAGUCCUCACAAAAUCAUACUCCACUUUUUCCCAUUUUCUUCUGUUUUUCAACUUUCAAAUUUCACCCCUUUCUUUCACCUUCAAUUCAAUCCAAUUCUACACUUUUCCUCUAUUAAAACACUUAUCUCAGAUCUCUCUUUCUAUUCUUGUUUUCUGCAAAUUUAUUUUCGAUUUCACAAUUCACAGAACUAUAAAACUGGGAGAAAUUGGACGUUUUUUGAUAUCUUUCUCGUAAGUUGUAGAUUGCUGAGCAAGGGACAUUGAUGGCGACGAAAAGGGGGUUAUUGAGUAUCAAAAGUAGACCCAAUGCAUCUUCAUCUUGCUUUUCUACUUCCUCCAUUGUUUCAUUCUUCUUUCUUCUCGUGAUAUUUCCUCUUUUCUUCUUUGUCGGUCGUGGUCUUCAUCUUUCAUCUUCUUCUGGGAAUGAGAUUUCAUUGGGUACUGUGAAUAAGAAUGCAGAGUGGAGAGAAAGACUUAUUUUGCAACAUUUAAAGCCAUUCAUCUCAAAAGAGCUUGUUGAUGUCAUCUCAGUUAAUGUGGAGGACCUUGGGCCACUGAGUCUUGAUUCAUUUAAAAGAAGCAAUGUUUCUGCGUCUUGGAAGGUUGGACAUGAGAAUUCUGAUUAUUCUUCUUUUGAGGCAAAGCAUACAGGCAACAAUGCAAAACAAGAGAAGUUGAAAGGCAAUCAAGAUACCUCAUCAGAUGAUCACACUGAUGUAGUGGAUUCACCAGCUGUGCAGAUGCGAAGGAGGUUAAGAGAGAAAAAACGCGAGAAACGUGCGGCUGAUCUGGUAAAGCAGGAUGAUGAAACUAUUCUGAAACUCGAGAAUGCUGCAAUUCAGCGCUCUAAGUCAGUUGAUUCUGCAAUAUUGGGAAAAUAUAAUAUAUGGAGGAGAGAAAAUGAAAAUGAGAACACUGAUAAUACAGUACGCUUGAUGCGGGAUCAAAUCAUUAUGGCAAGAGUGUACAUUGGCAUUGCUAAGAUGAAGAAUAAGCUAGAUUUGUUUCAAGAGCUUCAGAACAGGCUUAAAGAGAGCCAACGUGCUUUGGGAGAGGCAACUGCUGAUUCUGAUCUUUCUCACAGUGCACCUGAGAAGAUCAAAGCGAUGGGCCAAGUUCUUUCAAAAGCUAGAGAACAAUUGUAUGAUUGUAAGCUGGUGACAGGAAAAUUGAGGGCCAUGCUUCAAUCUGCUGAGGAACAAGUGAGGAGCUUGAAAAAACAAAGCACAUUUCUGAGCCAGUUAGCUGCAAAAACUAUUCCAAAUGGAAUCCAUUGUCUAGCUAUGCGCUUGACUAUAGAUUAUUACCUUCUUCCGUUGGAGAAACGAAAGUUCCCUAAGAGCGAGAAUUUGGAAAAUCCCAAACUUUACCACUAUGCACUUUUUUCUGAUAAUGUGUUGGCUGCUUCUGUGGUUGUGAACUCAACUAUCAUGCAUGCUAAGGAGCCAGAGAAACACGUUUUUCAUCUUGUUACUGAUAAGCUCAAUUUUGGUGCUAUGAACAUGUGGUUUCUUUUGAAUCCUCCUGGAAAAGCCACUAUCCAUGUAGAAAACGUUGAUGAAUUCAAGUGGUUGAACUCAUCAUAUUGUCCUGUACUGCGACAGCUCGAGUCUGCUGCUAUGAAAGAAUAUUAUUUCAAGGCGGAUCAUCCAACUACUUUCUCAUCAGGGGCAUCAAAUCUGAAAUAUAGAAACCCCAAGUACUUAUCAAUGCUUAAUCACUUAAGGUUCUAUCUUCCACAGAUCUAUCCAAAAUUAGAUAAGAUUUUGUUUCUAGAUGAUGACAUUGUUGUUCAGAAGGAUUUGACUGCAUUGUGGUCAGUGGACCUUCAUGGAAAAGUUAAUGGUGCUGUGGAAACUUGCGGAGAGAGCUUUCACCGGUUUGAUAAAUAUUUGAACUUUUCAAAUCCACACAUUUCCAGAAAUUUCGACCCUAGUGCAUGCGGGUGGGCAUAUGGAAUGAAUCUUUUUGAUCUCAAGGAGUGGAAGAACAAGGAUAUCACUGGCAUAUAUCACAAGUGGCAAAAUAUGAAUGAAGAUAGGACACUUUGGAAGCUCGGAACAUUACCUCCAGGACUUAUUACAUUCUAUGGGCUUACGCAUCCACUUGAGAAGUCAUGGCACGUACUUGGUUUGGGAUAUAAUCCUAGUAUUGACAAGUCAGAGAUUGAAAAGGCCGCCGUUAUACAUUACAAUGGUAACAUGAAGCCAUGGUUGGAGAUUGCAAUGACCAAAUACAGAUCAUACUGGACAAAGUACAUCAAGUAUGACCACCCCUAUCUUCAGAGAUGCAACUUAAGUGAGUAAAACAAAAUGAGAUGAACAGUGGUAGCAAGUCCACGAGCUAUUUCUGUGCUCUCCUUGGACCAAAAUGAAGAAUUUUGUGUGGCAUCAUUUUAAAGGGCUCCAUGAGGUUACUGGCACAUGAAAGGUGCAUGCUUCAAUUUUUGUGAGCAGCAUAUCCUUCUCUGUUUCCUACAUUGUUUAUUCUUUCAUCUAAUUCAGUCUAAUACUUUUCCAUUAGUUCUGUAUUCGGAGUGAACAAGGAUUGAGAGAUUUUCUGUGUCAUUAAUCAGAAAGGGAAGUCCUAUUGUUUGCGAUUGGAUAGUUGGGUUAUGCUUUAGGACCAGAUCAGGAUUCUAUUGUAUUCUUUGAGCAUUGCUCCACAGAUUUGUAGAUCGUAUAAUUGUGUGACUGUCAUCGGUAAUUCUAAUGUUUGUCUCUCAAA